AUGGUGCAACGGUUUCUAGAAUUGUCUUCAUUAAUAUCUGAUAUAUUACUACAUCGUCCAUCUGCACCUCAAAUGCCUUCCGCCAUUAACCUUCAAAAACUUCAAGCUGUCUUAGUAGUAUUGCGACCAUUUGAAAACGUUACUUUAGAGAUGUCAUCGCAACGUAAUGUGACUAUUAGCAAAGUCCUUCCACUUGUGAGUUGCUUAAAUAAUAGCAUAACUUUGUACACACUUGAUACCGAAUUGGGGUCAAAAUUAAAAGAUGUUACAGUUGCUGAAUUAAACAAAAGAUUUGGGAAUAUUGAAAAAUUCUAUUCAUUUCCUAUUGCUACAUUACUUGAUCCUAGAUUUAAGAACCUUCAUUUCAAAGAUCCUGUUGAUUGUUCCAAAGCUAUUGCAAAGUUAAAAAAUUUAGAAUCAGCAUCAGACCAAAUGGUUAUGCAAUACUUAGGAACACCGGUUAUAAAUCUCUCCCAAGAUCCUAUUGAAACAUGGGAAGAAAUGAAAACGGUGUACCCACAACUGUACAACGAAAGUCAGAAAAUGUUCUGUAUUUUGGCGACAUCAGUUCCAUCAGAGAGGCUGUUCUCUAAGGCUGGAGCCACAUUAUCAAAAGAACGCAACAGGUUGUUGGGAAAAAGGCUGUCAAAAUUACUAUUUUUAAACUCAAUUGAUGAUAAAUACUGGUUUUGA
Messenger RNA from Macrosiphum euphorbiae (potato aphid), 693 nucleotides. The record is from the annotation of a GenBank genome assembly. Lineage: Eukaryota; Metazoa; Arthropoda; Insecta; Hemiptera; Aphididae.